AGAUAUGGGCGGAAAUAUUUAUAGAACAUUGUUGUUUUUAACUUCUCUAUGUUUUGUUUUGUGUGAAUUAAAUCUCGAAGAAGAUGAACCUUGCGUAACUAGCGGUCUAAACGGAACGUGCGUUGGAGUAUUUCGGUGCCCUACCGCAUCUUUGACUUACCUUUAUGCCAAUGCGGGAUACAUCAAGUCACCUGACACAAUAUAUGACUACCCGGAUCUACCAGAAAUUUGCUCUUAUAAGAACAAGGAACCUGUAGUUUGCUGUACUGAUUGUAAUAUUUCUAAAGAUGAGCCAUUCCGUCAUACUUCUAUUGGACCUCUAGGGAUUCCUAGGGAUAAUAACGGCCCGAUUGCUUGGUCCAAAUGUCUAGACUAUUUAAAGGAUCUACCUUACCCAUGUCGGGGAGUAGGGAAUUUUCAAGUGAAAAAAAUCUGGAAAGCAGAUAAAAAAUGUCAUGUGUACCAGUUACAGAACGCAUUAGCAGUUGGAGGAAGAGAUGCUCAAAGAUGGGAAUUUCCUCAUAUGGCUCUUCUAGGAUAUGGAGAUGACGAGAACUCCGCACAAUGGUUGUGUGGAGGAACCGUGAUCAGCGAAAGAUUCAUACUCACUGCUGCACACUGCAUAUCUACAAAAGCUUUGGGCAACGUGUCAUAUGCUGCACUUGGACUGCUAAAACGUACUGAUCCGAAGGAGUUAUGGAACAUACAUAAAAUCAAGAGAAUCAUUCCUCAUCCUGAAUACAGUGCUCCUUCCAAAUACCAUGAUAUCGCACUUUUGGAAACCGAAACCGAGCACGAACACCUCGCCUGGUCGGAGGAUCCUCCCUUUUCAAUGGAGGAUGAGGAACUUUCCACCCUGUUCCUCAUACCUCUAAACUGGUGA
Spodoptera exigua (beet armyworm) is the source of this 883-nucleotide messenger RNA. The record is from the annotation of a GenBank genome assembly. Lineage: Eukaryota; Metazoa; Arthropoda; Insecta; Lepidoptera; Noctuidae.